AUGUCGACGAGCGACGCCCCCGACGACGUGUUCCUCGAGGACUUGAGGGGCGAGCGGAGCAUGGAGUGGGUCAAGGCGGAGAACGAGCGCGCGCUCGCCGCGAUCGCCGGGCCCACCGGCAAACCCGAGGACGACCCGAUGUUCGCCAAGCUGCGCGCCAUCUACGACGACAAGAGGAAGAUCCCCAACGUGCGCCUGCGCGGCGACUUCGUGUACAACUUCUGGCAGGACGAGCACCACGUCAAGGGCAUCUGGCGCCGCACCACCAUGGACGACUUCAAGACCCCGGAGCCCACCUGGGAGACCGUGCUCGACGUCGACGCCCUCGCCGCCGCCGAGGGGAAGAGCUGGGUCUGGAAAGGCCCGCAGUUCCUCGACUACGGCCCCGGCGACGACGCCGACCGAGUCGACCGAUGCGUGGUGAACCUCUCCGACGGGGGCACGGACGCGUGCACCGUGCGCGAGUUCGACGUCGUCGCCAAGGCGUUCGUGGACGGACCGAACGCCUUCGUGCUCCCGCCGGGGAAGAACAGCUUCUGCUGGGUCGAUCGCGACUGCGCGUGGAUCGGCCACGAUUUCGGAGCCGGCACGAUGUCGCCCUCGGGGUACCCGCUGACGGUGAGGGAGUGGCGCAGGGGGCAACCCCUGACGGAUGCGGUGGAGAUCUGGCGGGGCGAGCCCACGGACGUCGUCGCGUCCGGCAGCGCGUAUUGGGACAAGGGACACAGGUACAAGGUGUGGUACCGGGCCAAGACUUUUUACGACACAGUUCGGUUCGUCCCUCACCCGGACCGACCGACAGAGAUGGUCCACGUGGACAUCCCCACCGACUUUUCGUUCGCCACGUUCGCGGACCACGUGGUGAUCCACUGCAAGUCGGAGUGGCAUGUGGGCGGCGGGAAGGGGGGCGACGGGGGAACGAAGUUUGUCGCCGGGUCCGUGGUGGCGCACCCGGCUAACGACUUUUUUCGCGGCGAGCGAUCGGAUUUUACCGUCCUGUACUCGCCCGCGGACGAUCGGUGCGCGUACGAGGGCAGCUCCGAGACGAAGGACUACCUGAUGGUCCACGCGCUGGAGCACAUGGUGACGCGCGUGUACAGCUUCGGCGCCGCGGGCGUGGACUCUGAGCGAUCGAACGAGCUCUUCGUCACCACCGAGGGCUUCCUCGAUCCGACGACGCUCUCGACGGCGACCGCACCCGACCUCGACGUCUCGACGCCGCUCAAGACCAACACCGCGUGGUUCGACGCGAGCGGGAUGUCCGUCGAGCUGAGGGAGGCUACGAGCGAUGACGGCACCAAGGUGCCUUACUUUCUGGUGCGAGGCCAGGCCAACGGUGGGUCAAACCCUAAACCCGCGCCCACGGUGCUGUACGGCUACGGCGGGUUCGAGAUUUCGAUGUCCCCGGGGUACAGCGCCACGGUGGGGGAGUCUUUCCUGACGAAGGGCGUGUGCUACGCGAUGGCGUGCAUUCGCGGCGGCGGUGAAUUCGGCGCCCAGUGGCACCGCGCCGCCAAGAAGGAGAAGCGCUGGCGCGCGUACGAGGACUUCGCCGCCGUCGCCAAGGACCUGGUGGCGACCGGCGUCACCACGCACGCCACGCUCGGGUGCAUGGGCGGCAGCAACGGCGGGCUCCUGACGGGCGCGAUGAUGACGCACUAUCCGCACCUCUUCGGCGCCGUGGUGUCGCAGUGCCCGCUGCUGGACAUGGAGCGGUACGUGCUGCUCACCUCGGGCCCGAGCUGGAUCGACGAGUACGGCGACCCGAGCAUCCCCGAGGAACGCGAUGCCCUGCUGGGCUUUUCUCCGUACCAUAACCUGGAAAAGUCCGUGCACGUCGCCGAGUCGGCGAAGAGAGGCGAGCACAUCCCGGCGACUCUGUUCACCACGUCCACCGCGGAUGACCGCGUGCACCCCUCGCACGCCAGGCGCGUCGUGCACAAGAUGCGCGCGCUCGGCAUCGGGGAUAAGGUGCUGUACCACGAGAUGACCGAGGGCGGCCACGCCGGCGCCGCCGACAACGUCGCUCGCGCCAAGGUGAAGACGAUCGAGAACCGCUUCCUCGUCAACGCGCUCAAGAAGAACGAGGCGUGA
Messenger RNA from Micromonas commoda, 2094 nucleotides. RefSeq lists its product with no specific name. Lineage: Eukaryota; Viridiplantae; Chlorophyta; Mamiellophyceae; Mamiellales; Mamiellaceae. The transcript is spliced from 3 exons. The record is from RefSeq and is a predicted model, not a curated record. Gene Ontology annotation, biological process: proteolysis. Gene Ontology annotation, molecular function: serine-type endopeptidase activity; oligopeptidase activity. The coding region runs from base 1 to 2094 and encodes 697 amino acids. Gene Ontology annotation, cellular component: cytosol.